CGCAUGGCUGGUGGUGGCUGUGAUGUUCCUGUCGAACGUCGUCACCGCCGGGUCACGAAUAAAUAGCUCAUAAAUACAGCUUACGUUGAUGGUCAGGUACGCAUGGCUGGUGGUGGCUGUGAUGUUCCUGUCGAACGUCGUCACCGCCGGGUCACGAAUAAAUAGCUCAUAAAUACAGCUUACGUUGAUGGUCAGGUACGCAUGGCUGGUGGUGGCUGUGAUGUUCCUGUCGAACGUCGUCACCGCCGGGUCACGAAUAAAUAGCUCAUAAAUACAGCUUACGUUGAUGGUCAGGUACGCAUGGCUGGUGGUGGCUGUGAUGUUCCUGUCGAACGUCGUCACCGCCGGGUCACGAAUAAAUAGCUCAUAAAUACAGCUUACGUUGAUGGUCAGGUACGCAUGGCUGGUGGUGGCUGUGAUGUUCCUGUCGAACGUCGUCACCGCCGGGUCACGAAUAAAUAGCUCAUAAAUACAGCUUACGUUGAUGGUCAGGUACGCAUGGCUGGUGGUGGCUGUGAUGUUCCUGUCGAACGUCGUCACCGCCGGGUCACGAAUAAAUAGCUCAUAAAUACAGCUUACGUUGAUGGUCAGGUACGCAUGGCUGGUGGUGGCUGUGAUGUUCCUGUCGAACGUCGUCACCGCCGGGUACAUCAAGAGCUUCGGCGUCAUCUACAACGCCGUCGAGAUCGCCUACCCCGACACGUCUGCCACUGCAGGAGGUGUCGUGGUCGCUCUUCUCUCUGGAUGUAGGAACUUUUUAGCACCCGUGGCGGGGGCGGCCGCGGUCCAAUUCGGGGCGAGACCGGUCAUGAUCUUCGGGAUUGUCCUUUGCUCCGGCGGCCUGUUUGCUUCCUUCUUCUGUGACUCCGUCGCCACCCUCGCCAUAACGCUGGGGGCCAUGAUGGGCACGGGCAUGUGUGCAGUGGGUAUCGGCCAGAUUAUAGUAAUGCCGGACUAUUUCCGCAACAAAAAGGAACUCGCAAAUUCCAUCCGCGUAGCAGGCCACCCGCUCGGGGGUGCUGUCUUUCCGUUCUUCUUCCUGCCCAUAUUCGAAAAUUUCGGACUUAAACUCACCUUCAUUAUCUUAUCAGCAUUGUUCGCACAACUUGCCGCGUUUGUAUUCCUGAUAAGACCAUUUUCAGUUCAUGUAAAAAUGGCUGAAGUCCAAAAGUCACGCAGAGAAAAGAGAAAGCAAAGCGCUUCAAAUUGUGUAACAGCCAUAAACGAUAAUGAACCACCACAAGAAACUAAAAUGAAGGCAAAAAAAUUUGACCUGAAGCUUUUCUUAAACCCCAUUUAUUUGACGCAUAUUGGCACGAUAGCCGGAUUGUCAGCUGCUCUUCCACACGCUCAUUAUUUCUUGGCCGCUUACGGCAAGGCCAUCGGAUUCUCACUUGAACAAAACUCUAUUUUGCUCGCGUACCAAUCGGUGCUGGACGGCGUCACUCGCCUCUUGCUCGGCUACAUGCUUGACAGAAAACUAUUCAAGAAGACGCACUGCCUCGCAGUGUGCCUGGUUGUGGCCGGCAUUGGAACUGUAAUGAUCCCAGCGUCAACCAACUUCUGGGUGGUGAUGUUCAUCUUUAGCCUUUUCUCGCUCGGAAGCUCCGGCUACUUCGGUACCAUCAAUGUUAUUCUCAUCGAUCAGUUCGGAGCACACAACGUGGCGUCCUCUUGGGGAUUCAUUCGUAUGAUCCAAGGAAUCCUGAACUUCACGUACCCUCCACUACUUGGUUAUUUCGUGGAUGUAACUGGCAGUUACCUUCUGACUUUCGUGAUUAUGGGCAUCGGUACGAUUUUCGCAGGUCUCUGCAUCGCAGUACAGCCUCUCGUUGCCCGGGCUGUUAAGAUCGACAUGAUUUUCUAUUAGACGAGAACAAUGACUUCGACCGAUGAGUGUUAUGCUGAUAUUCAACGUGAAUCGCAGGAAAAUUAAAAAAAAUGUAACAGAAGUCAAUACGUGUCGGUCUCUUUAUUAGUAUGAAGUAUUGUAGAUAAACACUAUUAGGAAAUUAUUUUCAAGGCAUAUCACGUCAUUUCGAUCAAGUUAUAUGUUUCAUUGUGAUAAGCUUGUGUUAUCCCUUUAUGAUUUUUGUAACAUAACAUAUUUGACGCAAAGACCGCCAAUUCCUCUCAAAUUGCCUUAUGGUCAUUUACCAAACAAGGAAAUAAUUCCACAAUUAGCCUAAAUAUUGAUGAACGAGGAAUGAUUUGAUAUAGAGAUAAAGAGUAGUUUGUUUUUUCCAUAAUUCGGCCAUGCGUCCGAGGCUAUGC
This is a messenger RNA of Hyalella azteca, 2274 nucleotides long. RefSeq names its product monocarboxylate transporter 2-like. The transcript has 6 exons. The record is from RefSeq and is a predicted model, not a curated record. Bases 584 to 1870 code for a protein of 428 amino acids. Gene Ontology annotation, biological process: monocarboxylic acid transport; transmembrane transport. Lineage: Eukaryota; Metazoa; Arthropoda; Malacostraca; Amphipoda; Hyalellidae. Gene Ontology annotation, molecular function: monocarboxylic acid transmembrane transporter activity.